AUGGUGAAGAUCGAUGACUCGUUUGUGAUGAACCACACCUGUAUCAGGGUCAAGGACCCAAAGGUGUCGGUUGCUUUCUACGAAAAGAACUUUGGCAUGAAGCUUCUCCAGAAAUUCCCCUUCGAGAGCUUCACCUUGUACAUGCUUGCCAUUGAUGAUGGCUCUGGUACCAAUUGGGCCUCAAGAGAAGGUGUGUUGGAAUUGACUCAUAACCAUGGCACCGAGAAUGAUCCAGACUUUUCAGUAAACAAUGGUAACGGUGCUGAAAACAGAGGCUUCGGACAUAUCUGUUUCUCCGUGGACAAUAUUGAGGCUGCUGAAAAGAAGUUGUUGGGCGACGGAAUCAAGUUCCAAAAAAAGUUGAGCGACGGAAGACAGAAGAAUAUUGCUUUUGCUUUGGAUCCUGAUGGGUAUUGGAUUGAACUUAUCGAGCAUGGCAAUGGCAAGAAAUCAGACACUACAGACGCUACAACGUACAAACUCAACCACUCGAUGGUAAGAGUUAGAGAUGCCGCUAAAUCCCUUGAUUUUUACAAGAAGGUGUUGGGCAUGAAGCUUUUUGCCAAAAAAGAAUUUGAGGCUGCCAAGUUCACAUUAUACUUCCUAGGCUACGACCACGACGGUUCACAUAUUCCUGAGGGAGAGCAGCCUCCAUCAAGACAGUCCUCCCAGCAAGGUAUUCUCGAGCUCACUCACAACUGGGGCACUAAGAGUGACCCCAACUUCCAAGGCUACCAUAAUGGCAACUCUACAGAGAACGGAGCCAAGCAGGGAUACGGCCAUAUCUGUGUAGCCUGCAAGGACCCAGGAGCUUUUUGCGAGCAGAUAGAGAAGGAGUUUGGUGACUCCGUCACCUGGGCUGUUAAAUGGAAUCAGGGUAAGAUGAAGAACUUGGCCUUUAUCAGAGACCCUGAUGGAUACUCAAUCGAGAUCAUUCCACUGGACAUGUUUAGCAACUAG
This is a messenger RNA of Candidozyma auris, 960 nucleotides long. It is a transcript of the gene GLO1, whose product is annotated as lactoylglutathione lyase GLO1. The record is from RefSeq and is a predicted model, not a curated record. NCBI's taxonomy places the organism in Eukaryota, Fungi, Ascomycota, Pichiomycetes, Serinales, Metschnikowiaceae. Gene Ontology annotation, molecular function: metal ion binding; lactoylglutathione lyase activity. The transcript has a single exon. The coding region runs from base 1 to 960 and encodes 319 amino acids.